GCCGAUUUCGGAUAAAAAUAGAUUUUUGACUCGUAUUUUUUAAUCACCCUGUAAAAAAAAGGAUUUAUUAGUCAUACAAAAUUAAAGAAAACUUGAAUGUCCUGCUGACACAUGCUACAGAUGAAGCGCGCGUUGUCAAAAUUAAUUUGUAAAUAUGGUUUCCGAUCCUUCUGACCUGCCUUUUUUUCCAAAAUUCGAGACCGAGAUGAAGAUCGAGGACAAAAUUCUGAUCAUAUGGUUCGAACCCCAUUUCUCGCAAUCCCACUACAAUAUCAAGAACUGCACCAGCGGUAGUAACGCUUGCACCCUAAUCGCCGUUUUAAUGGCAUCAAAAUGCCACCACAACAAAAUUCAAGUAAAUCAUCCGAAAAAACCAUUAAACUACGAUCUCGUUCAUCUAUUUGCUAUAAGCAUGUUGGAAGGGAAUAAAAUUCACGACCAUUUGAAAAUUAAUAAUAUGUUGAAACACAUAAAUCUUACAGUGCCGGAAGCAAUUGAAUUUGCGGAUAAAUUUACAGAAGGAAUGACAGAAUGGAAGAGCUUAGUGUAUAUGGAGCCCUUAAGCACUUCCUUGUACGAGAACAUUAGACCUGUCUACGGAGAAUGGAUAAAACAACAAAAAACCAGGCGUUCAAACAACUUAUACAUCAUAUUAAUCGCUGAUUCGCGCACCGUUCUGUUUAUUCUUCAAGAAGACACCGACACGGUGACAAUAAUGGACUCACAUCAGCAUUCAGCCAGCCGGGGAUCUUUUAUAGGCAUUUGUAGAACGAACAGGUUGAAAAGUUUGUGCGAUUGGUUCUCCCAUACGAAUAUUAAGUCGUUUAAGUGCGAUCCGAAGCUAUAUGAAUUAUCGUUUUUAUAUUUCAAGAGGAAACAACGCAAAUCCAAGUCGUAUUAGCUGUAAAAUUAUUAAUAAAAACCUAUUUACAAAUUAUUUGUACCGCACUGUACUACAGUGACUGUAGGUGCAGUGUUCUUGUGUAGGUGUAUACACCUACAAAAGUGCUCUUUUAG
This is a messenger RNA of Brassicogethes aeneus, 1017 nucleotides long. Lineage: Eukaryota; Metazoa; Arthropoda; Insecta; Coleoptera; Nitidulidae. The record is from the annotation of a GenBank genome assembly.